This is a messenger RNA of Histoplasma mississippiense, 957 nucleotides long. RefSeq lists its product with no specific name. Bases 1 to 957 code for a protein of 318 amino acids. Gene Ontology annotation, cellular component: cytoplasm; actin filament. The transcript has 3 exons. Gene Ontology annotation, biological process: barbed-end actin filament capping; actin filament depolymerization. Lineage: Eukaryota; Fungi; Ascomycota; Eurotiomycetes; Onygenales; Ajellomycetaceae. The record is from RefSeq and is a predicted model, not a curated record. Gene Ontology annotation, molecular function: actin monomer binding; actin filament binding.
AUGCAGUCCGGAAUAUCAGUCUCCCCUGAGCUACAUAACGCCUUUGAUGCCUUCAUCGCAACCCCCUCCCACUUCUGUCUCCCCGUAACAAUAUCCUCCGAGAGUCUCGUCCCUCUGGACCCUAUCGCUUUCCCUCCCCCCACUACUGAUGAUGACAUCAAAUUUUUCAACUCCCUACCCCUCCUUGCUCCGCACAUCCAACCCAAAACCCCAAUCUUCCUCAUCCUCCGCCGCACCAUCGUCUCCAACGCCCUCAUAGCCGUCACGUAUAUCCCAUCGACAUCUCCCGUGCGUGCAAAGACUCUAUUUGCUAGCACACGCGCAACUCUCGUACGCGAGCUUGGCAGCGAGAAAUUCGAUAGCACCAUCUUUGCGGCGGAUGCGGAGGAGGUUCUGGAUGCUACGGUUUGGAAGGAGAGGGAUGCGGAUAGAAAUGCGGCAACCGGAGGUGCUGCGGAAGAUGGCGAAGCGGAGAGUAGGAGGGAUGGUUUGAUGGGGAAGGAGGAGAGGGAGUUGAAUGAGGUUAGGAGGCAGGAGGAGCAAGCGAGGAGUAUGGCCAGAAGGAGGGAUGUGGGGAUUGGAGGAACCAUUGGACGUGGGAAUGGGGAAGGGGAGAGUGAGCUGCACAUUGGGAUUGGAGAUGGGGUGAAAGAGGCUUUGCAGCGGGAGCGGGCUAACGGCUCAGUUAUUCGGCUGACUAUUGACGUGGCAACCGAGACUCUCACUCUAAUUUCCACCGAGUUGGAUGUCGAACCUGGUUCUCUUGCAAGCUUGAUCUCAGAUUCGAAGGCCCAGUACACGUUUUAUCACUAUCCGGACCCCAAAGCUGUUAUCUUCAUAUACACCUGCCCAUCUAGCUCUGUAAUCAAGGAGCGCCUGUUACAUGCCAGCUCGCGGAAUGACGUGGUGAAACUUGCCGGUUUGCAGGGCCUAGAAGUUGCGCACAAGGUAUCUUAA